AUGGAAUCAACUUGCUGUGGUUCAAGUAGUAGUUAUAUCAUCUAUCGUCCUGAAAAACUGAAAAGGUCUCAUAUAUUAGAUUUCUUAUUGCCUUGGAGAAGCUUAAAGGGUUCUGGCCAUGUAGAAAUCAGCAGCAGCAGCAGCCAUCAUGAUGAUAGUCAAGGAAGCAUCGAAGCUCACUGGAUAACAUUUUUCAGCUGUGUGUUACAGAAGAUCAUGCUACGGAUUAGGCGGCCUCUCUCUUUGCUAGGCUUUGCUCUAGAGUUCACCUUGAACUUGUUUUCAGUUAAUGGUGGUAUUCUAAAAUUGAUUGCAACCAUUCUCAGAGGUUCGGUGGUGAUUCCAAACUCAGAAUCGAAGGAGUGGAGGUCAUUUCUUGGACAUAUAGAUGGACGGAUCGAUCUCCACAGAUCAUCCUCGGUUCCCAGCUGCAUAAGUAAGACAGCGCCCACACGCAGGAUUGAACGUAUUAUUAAUCCAUUAGAAUUGUGUAUGAUGGCGUCAAAGGUAGCCUACGAGAACCCAGCCUACGUGAACAACGCUGUUACUAACCACUGGAAGAUGCAUUUUGAGGGGUUCUUCAACUGUUGGAAUGUGUUUCUAAAGGAGAAGACAACCCAUGCAUUCAUAUUCUGCGACAGACCCAAAAAUGCCCGACUAAUUGUGGUGGCAUUUCGUGGGACUGAACCCUUCAAUGCCAAAAAUUGGUGUACCGACUUGGAUCUCUCAUGGCUGUCAAUGGGGAAAAUGGGAAGAGUUCACUUGGGAUUCAUGAAGGCUCUCGGACUCCAAGACGAAAAAGAUGUUGGAAAAGGUUGGCCGAAAGAGUACAGAGGAGACAAAGAGUUAGCAUACUACCUCAUCGGAGAUAAACUGAGAGCAUUGGUUGAGAAGAACAAGGGUGCCAAGAUAUUGAUAACAGGACACAGCUUAGGGGCAGCACUCGCUACUCUUUUCCCUGCCAUUCUUAUACAUCACCAACAAACCUCCAUCUUAAGUAGAUUGUUUGGUGUGUACACCUUUGGACAGCCCAGGGUUGGAGAUAAGCAAUUCGGGAGUUUCAUGGAAACACAUCUCAACUCCAAAUUCAAGAGGUACGUUAGGGUGGUCUAUAGAUAUGACAUUGUCCCCAGGAUUCCCUUCGAUGAUCCUUAUUCACAAUUCGUACACUUUGGAGGCUGCCUUUACUAUCAUGGCUGGUACAGAGCACAGGUUUUGAAUGAAGAACCAGAUGAGAACUACUUCAGUCCCUUUUAUCUUCUUUCCAAGCACUUCCAUGCUUUGUUGGACCUAUCCAGAGCCCUCUACAUUGGCAUUCAACAUGGCAAAGAUUACACGGAGAGUUCAACCUCUAUUCUAUUUAGGGUUUUUGGGCUCCUUGUUCCUGGGGUUGCUUCCCACAGUCCAAGGGACUGUGUCAAUGCUGCUAGGCUUGGGAGAUAA
Telopea speciosissima is the source of this 1443-nucleotide messenger RNA. Its product is annotated as triacylglycerol lipase OBL1-like. The coding region runs from base 1 to 1443 and encodes 480 amino acids. The record is from RefSeq and is a predicted model, not a curated record. Gene Ontology annotation, biological process: lipid metabolic process. The transcript is spliced from 4 exons. Gene Ontology annotation, molecular function: triacylglycerol lipase activity. Lineage: Eukaryota; Viridiplantae; Streptophyta; Magnoliopsida; Proteales; Proteaceae.